This is a messenger RNA of Cinara cedri, 1994 nucleotides long. NCBI's taxonomy places the organism in Eukaryota, Metazoa, Arthropoda, Insecta, Hemiptera, Aphididae. The record is from the annotation of a GenBank genome assembly.
AUUUAAUAGAACCAAUUUUUUUCUCUUUGUGUAUCGAACACAAAAUAUAAGAUAAGUAAGUUAUAAUACAACGUUCAUUAUGGUAUCUCAUCUUAUAGUGGUUAUCAUUUUGAAAUUUCGUUUACAAACUCGUAAAAGAUUUUCACCUUAUAGUUUCUAUGUGUGCUCUACAAAUAAUCAUAUUCGUUUAAAACUUAGUAAUAUAGAAUUGGUUUUAUUAUAUUUUUUCCAGAGUUUUAUGAAAAAUGAAUUCGAAAUUAGCUGUAAUUAUUAUGUUGGCUUAUAUCCGUAUUUCUCAAAGUAAGUGUGUUAACAUUUUUAUCGUUAUUGUCGAAUUUUCCUCUGAAAACAGAGAAUAUUAUUGCACUGAGUUGUGUCUAUUUUCACAUUUAUCAUUUUAGACACUUUUAGCGGUUCCCUUUGAAUCAGACGAGCUCAAACUCAGGAAUUAGAUUUAUUUUUAGGUUGAUUAUAAUGGUAAAAAUGGGCAAUGUUUCACCGUAUGUUUUUUUUUUUUGACUUCGAACACCCCUGCAGACUUGAAAAUUAAGUUUUAAUCAACCUAGUUAAGAAGUGUAUCAUUUCAGAUUCGAAACGUAACAAAGUAUCUAUUGAUUAUACUAUGUGGGUUUUUUCAUGUCUGUAAACAACUUUUCGAAAAGAAAACUUGAUCUGAUACAUUAAACUUAGUACUUUUUUCUAAAAAGAAAUGGUAUCUUAUUGGCGUAUUGAACAGGUCAUUUUUUGAUUUUCCAAGGGUUUUUCAAAAUAAUUGGGGAAAAUUGGAAACAAAAUUAUAGAUAAAACGGGAAAUAUUUCGGCACACCACAGCGUUACCGAUUUAUUUGUUUGAUUUUCGAUGCGGUUCGAAAUAAUUGGGGAAAAUGUAAGGAAAACAAGAAAAUUUAAGAAAAUUAUGCUUAACAAAUAAUAAUUUUACUAUUAUUUGUAUUCGGUAGGUUAAGCUCUGUGGAUAAAAUGUCAAACAGAAAUGUUUGAAAAUUUAACAGGAGGUUCAUUUAAAGUUCUACUAGGUGGUCAAAAAAAAAAAAAUUUGAGUGCAAUAUAGUAUUUUUUUUUUUUUUUAUAAGAGUUUUAAUAUUAAAUUUUGAUGAAAAUCGUAAAUAUUAUGGCCUUUUAAAACAUGUAAUCGAAAUUGUUAACUUCUAUAACUGUAUGGUUAGCGAACCUUGCUCCGAAUCGUUGUUCAUUAGCAAUGAUUUAUCGUUGCUUACAGCUAUAAAUUGAAUAACUUUAUUUAUCCUACCUUCUCAACUUCCCACCUACAACAGUGGUACAGUAUUAGCUUUUUCUUUUACUUAACGAAUAUUUUUUGUUUACUUGUAACUUGUUUUUACUUAUGUAAUUUCAUUUAAUCAAACCGAUAAAUUUUAUUAAUACGGCAACUUUUUCCAGCAUAAGUGUACUCUACUACUUCUAUCACACCCAGGCAUUAUUUAUGCCCAUUUAUAUCGUAAGAAUUGAAAAAAAAAAACAAUUCAUCUAAAUCGUGGACGGUAUUUCGAUCAAUCGUCAUAAUGAAAUUUAAUGUUAUACGGAACUGUUUUAGGUUCGGACGAGGAUACGCGAGAUCUAAAACCGGUCGUAAAUAAAGUCAUUGGAUUGUUUCAAUCAGUUUCCGGAGGAGGCGGUCCGAAACCCUCAGCCAUAUCGUCGGCAACUUACCAGAUUGCUCCGGGGCCCGGAAGUUGGGAGGGAUCGACCACUCUGAUUUCACAACCUGACCUUUCCGAAAGUUUAUUGACCACUCCGGCUAUAUUGGUUCCGGUCACUAAAGAUCCAGCUCAGAGCACUGCGACACUACCGACGAGCUUCUGCAGUAGUUGUUUUUGCGAUGUCCAAGAGUAUUGCAAUAUUUAAUUAUGUCAUGAAUAUAAACAAUAAAAAAAAAGCGACUGUGUUUUAACGCUUGUAUAAUUAUAAAUUCAAUAAUUAUAUUUAUUUAUAUUUUGUUCCACACAAUUACAAUAAAC